UUCUCGCUCCUCUGGAAGAAAAGCAGAGCUGGUCCUUUCAACUGCAGGAGAUAAGCACAGACAUUGUCUGCUCUUGUUUUGGUUCGAGAGAGACUGACAUGGUGGAGAUUCAACGGGGAGGAGGCGGCAGCCUCUGCCCCCGGCUUAUCACAGUGCUGCUGGUGGGAUUCAUUGCCAUCAUCAACAAUGCUGCUUCUGCAACUGCAGAGGGGGGGCGUAUUCUGAGUGCAUAUGAGUACAAAUCUCCCCCUCCUCCAUCACCAUCACCUCCUCCUCCAUAUUACUAUAAAUCUCCUCCACCUCCAUCACCAUCUCCUCCUCCCCCUUACUAUUAUAAGUCGCCACCUCCUCCAUCACCAUCUCCUCCUCCGCCUUACUACUACGAGUCUCCACCCCCUCCAUCUCCAUCUCCUCCACCACCAUACUAUUACAAGUCUCCACCCCCUCCAUCGCCAUCUCCUCCACCACCAUACUACUACAAGUCUCCACCUCCCCCUUCACCAUCUCCUCCUCCCCCUUACUACUACAAAUUCCCACCUCCUCCUUCACCAUCUCCUCCUCCACCUUACUAUUACAAAUCUCCACCCCCACCCUCCCCAUCUCAUCCGGACCCUUACUACUACAAAUCUCCACCCCCACCCUCACCAUCUCCUCCUCCACCUUACUACUACAAAUCUCCACCCCCACCCUCACCAUCUCCUCCUCCACCUUACUACUACAAGUCUCCACCUCCUCCCUCACCACCUCCUCCUCACCCUUACUACUACAAAUCUCCACCCCCACCCUCACCAUCUCCUCCUCCACCUUACUACUACAAAUCUCCACCCCCACCCUCACCAUCUCCUCCUCCACCUUACUACUACAAGUCUCCACCUCCUCCCUCACCACCUCCUCCUCACCCUUACUACUACAAGUCUCCACCCCCACCCUCCCCAUCUCCUCCUCACCCUUACUACUACAAGUCUCCACCCCCUCCCUCACCAUUAUCUCCUCCACCUUACUACUAUAAGUCCCCACCUCCACCAUCACCUUCCCCUCCUCCUCCUCCAUAUUAUUACAAGUCUCCACCUCCGCCAUCACCUUCACCUCCCCACCCAUAUUACUACAAGUCCCCACCUCCACCAUCACCAUACCCUCCUCCACCCUACCAUUACAGGCCUAUCCAUCACAAACACCAUCAUCACAAACACCAUCAUCACCACAAGUCCCUACCUCCACCAUAUUACUAUAAGUCCCCCCCUCCACCAUCACCAUCCCCUCCUCCCCCAUCACCUUCUCCUCCACCACCAUACUAUUACAAGUCCCCACCACCACCAUCACCCUCUCCUCCUCCUCCUUAUUACUACAAGUCACCUCCUCCUCCAUCCCCUUCACCUCCACCUCCUUAUUACUACAAGUCACCCCCUCCUCCAUCACCAUCUCCCCAUCCAGUAUACUACUACAAGUCUCCUCCUCCACCAUCUCCUUCACCUCCUCCACCAUAUUACUACAAGUCACCACCUCCACCAUCUCCCUCUCCCCCUCCUCCAUACUACUACAAAUCACCUCCUCCUCCAAACCCUUCACCACCACCACCCUACUACUACAAGUCUCCUCCUCCUCCAUCUCCCUCACCUCCACCGCCCUACUACUACAAGUCACCUCCACCUCCAUCACCAUCUCCACCUCCACCGCCCUACUACUACAAGUCACCUCCACCUCCAUCACCAUCUCCACCUCCACCAUACUACUACAAGUCUCCACCCCCACCAUCUCCCUCACCUCCACCCCCAUACAAUAACAAGGAUCCUUCAUACCACUACAAAUCUCCUCCUCCUCCAUCCCCUUCACCUCCACCUCCUUAUUACUACAAAUCACCCCCUCCUCCAUCACCAUCUCCCCCUCCACCUUACUACUACAAGUCUCCUCCUCCACCAUCUCCUUCACCUCCACCCCCAUACUAUUACAAGUCUCCUCCCCCACCAUCUCCUUCACCACCACCCCCGUACCACUACAAGUCUCCUCCCCCACCAUCUCCUUCACCCCCACCUCCCUACUACUACAAAUCUCCUCCUCCACCGUCCCCUUCACCUCCACCUCCGUACUACUACAAGUCUCCACCGCCUCCAUAUCCUUCCCCAGGACUACCAUAUCACUACACAUCCCCACCACCACCUCCAUCUCCUUUCCCAGGAUUACCAUAUCCAAAACCAACCGUACCCUACAUCUACAAGCCCCCUCCUCCUCCAUCUCCUUCUCCUCCUCCCCCAUACUAUUACCAUUCUCCACCUCCACCACUAUAGACUGCCGUCCCAAAGGGUGUUCCCUUCCAGUAGGUCAUGAAACAUUCAAUAUAAUAACCGUCUGUCGAAUAAAAAACAAUCUUUGGGCCAGUAUCAUCUCCAUCUUAUUUGUUGUUUGACAAUAUAGCUGGUAUUACAAUAGCAACGUUCAGAGGGCUUACCGCGUAUGUCACUGCAAGAUUUGUGGACUUAAGAAGAUCAGUAUUGCUAGUUGUAGUUGUUAGUAAUAAGCUGAUUGGUAUUGAUUUCGUUCAGAUGGGGUAUUUGAAGAGAAACUGAAGCGCAAUGAAUGCUGUGGAGAAAGAUUUGGCUGUCUUCAGCAUUGAAGAAUAGGGGUUUCUUUGUAUGCUCUGUUUGUACAAGAUUGUUUAUUGUAGUUCCAUUUGUACUGAGAGGAAUUCGGUCAUUCAUGGCUGCGCUACGGAACAAUAUUGAAUAAAAUGCCAGCUAAUAAGCUCAUUGAUCUCCAGUCUUCAAUCCAAUUUA
This is a messenger RNA of Cryptomeria japonica (Japanese cedar), 2768 nucleotides long. Its product is annotated as extensin-2-like. Lineage: Eukaryota; Viridiplantae; Streptophyta; Pinopsida; Cupressales; Cupressaceae. The record is from RefSeq and is a predicted model, not a curated record. The transcript has 2 exons. Bases 99 to 2282 code for a protein of 727 amino acids.